AUGGUUCGGACAACAAUUGCAUGUGCCCGGUGUAGAAAGGCUAAGAUCAAAUGUGUCCAUAACGGCUCCCCGCCGUGCCAAAGCUGCAUAAAGGAGGGCUCGGCAAGAGUUAUCCAUACUUGCACGCUUACACGUCCCGUCAUCAAGCGGAAGAAAUUACCAGCCGCGUAUCCUUCUACCGGUAUACCUGAACGUGGCUCGGCCGAACAUCACGCUACACCUAUCCCUCGAAUAGAGAGGACAAGAAGUCCUUCUUCAAAUCUCCACGAGGAAAUAGGCCAUAAAGAAAGACCGAAUGGCCAACAAAAGGAUUUCGUACACCGCGUUGCCAAAGCGGCAAACGUAUUUGUGAUACAAUUUCCAGAGCUAAACUUUCUGCAUCUUCCCAGUUUCUUACAGGAUUUAAAACACCUAGAUGACCAUGCAGUUGACAACGUGGGUCAACAAGAGUCUGACAACCAUUUAGCUAAACUAAAAGGUCUGUGCUUCGCUCUUUUGGCUCUCUGUGCUCAAUGGUGCGAGGAUAAAGAUUCCACAGAGCACUAUAUAUCGUCCGCAAGGUCCAGCUUAUCGGCGGUCGACCAUCCAGACGUUUUCACAGUGCAGACACUCUUGGUCAUAGCCAUGUAUGAGUGGGGAUGUGGUAGGACAUAUAAGGCAUGGGCAGAUAGUGGAAUGGCUAUAAGAUCCGCUCAGCUACUCAGUGCCCUUCCAAAGCAACGCGACAUUACAGAACUGCAGAGUGAAGUCCUGAACCGCACAUUUUGGGCUUGCUUUGUCAUGGACAGACUCGUCUUCUGUGGAAAACCUCAGCCACUAGCUCUGCCCCUUCGUUCAGUGGAUGUACACUGGCCUAUUGGACAGCGAGACUUUGCAUUCGGCCAAACGACAUCUCGUAUCUACCCAAACGUUGAGCAUGGCAGAAUCAUUGAUCAUGCCAAGUAUCAUGACCUGGACAGAGUAUAUAACCUUAUUGUUCAAGGAUAUGAUGUUUGGUCCAAGAUCCUGCAGUGGAUAGCCGGUGGUGGCCGUCGACGACCGUCUACUCGCCAGCAAAUAGUAUGCCCGUGGGAGCCUGGCUCCAUCUGGCUUUCUCUAUAUGAUGAAUUGCAGGAGUGGCGGGGCAGGCAUGAAAUUAGUAUCCGAUUUCCAGAUACAGCGUUAGAAGUUCAUGCAAGUCUUGGACAGGCACACUCUUUCGCAUAUCUGAAUCUGAUAUACCAUCUCUGCCGGUUAUUUCUGGGACGUGAAUACAUCCCUUUCCUUCCGACGCCGACGUCCCAACCUUCAGGGCCGGUAGAUCCACCACUUUUGGCGCAGGAGGCGCCUUCAGGAUGGUGGGAAGAAAGAUCAUAUGAGCUGUUCGCAUCUUCCGCACACAUAACCGAUAUUCUUCGCCGAUUAGAUGCUGCAGCGACGCCCUUUUUUACGCCCUUUUCAGGCUUCUGCGCCUUCUCAGCCGCAACUAUGAAUGCAUACGUCUUGUACUUCCCCCGAAUGAACCUGGGCCGAAGUACGACAGCUGCGGCAGACUUCAACGCCGACAGAGCGUAUCUUGACCGAUUUCGUACACAGUGGGCAAUAGGAGCUCGUUGGUGGACGGCCAUAGAGACUAUCCAGCGUCUAUUGGAACGGGCCGGCCGUGACCAGACCAAAUUUAUUGGCAAGACUCGAACAGAUUUUUUAGCGUUAGAGGCGAUCAUAAAUCACAGUGCAUCCAGCUUCCCUUCCGAGGAGGAAACUGAUACUCAUAUAGAGCCUCGAGAUCAUCUGAGAGAUCUACCAGUAACCCCUAGGUCUAAUAGUGUCAACGAAGGGCUUGCGACUCUUGCCGGAAACCACUCUGUUUCAGAAGUGAUGAGCGUUCGAAACUCGACCCAGUUUCAGCAGCAGAUACAACCACAAGUUGACACAAUGUUAUACUAUGAUGGGAAUGGCAAUGAAUGGAAUGCCAUCUGGCCUUUGUGGGAGGAUCAAAUAGGCGUCUCUUUUGCACCGGAACAUGCUCCGUGGGAUUACGCUGCGAAUUCAGCGUCAAUGUUGUGAUGCUGAUCAUUCAGCUGCGUUAUUCAAUCGGCCAUGUAUAGAGACUUCUGUGGUUACAACUC
Trichoderma harzianum CBS 226.95 is the source of this 2108-nucleotide messenger RNA. RefSeq lists its product as hypothetical. Lineage: Eukaryota; Fungi; Ascomycota; Sordariomycetes; Hypocreales; Hypocreaceae. The transcript is spliced from 5 exons. Gene Ontology annotation, cellular component: nucleus. The record is from RefSeq and is a predicted model, not a curated record. Gene Ontology annotation, molecular function: DNA binding; DNA-binding transcription factor activity, RNA polymerase II-specific; zinc ion binding. Gene Ontology annotation, biological process: regulation of DNA-templated transcription; DNA-templated transcription. The coding region runs from base 1 to 2046 and encodes 681 amino acids.